AUGAGCAUACCGGCUUCAGAGACGCAGUCAGAUAAGAUCCCCUUGACCAAAGGCCGUUCGAACGGUGGACGGAACCUCAAAGCUAGAGUCAAACGCCAAGCUACUUCUAGCUACCUCGGCUCGGCUGCGGCCGGGGGGUAUGAGACCACGCCCAUAAAAUAUACUGGCGAAACUGAGAUAUUUGAAGAGGGCGGAGAUGAGAGGAUUUUACUGAACGUGGGCGGAGUCAGACAUGAGACGCAUGUGUCUACACUAAGGAAUAUACCACGGUCAAGAUUAUCACGAUUGGCUGAAGUGCAUUUGGAUAACGGAGGAGGCAGGCAGGAGUACUUCUUUGACCGGCAUCCGGCUGUCUUCAACUCCAUCAUAGACUUCUACAGAACGGGUGAGUCCUUUAUA
This is a messenger RNA of Candidula unifasciata, 399 nucleotides long. Lineage: Eukaryota; Metazoa; Mollusca; Gastropoda; Stylommatophora; Geomitridae. The record is from the annotation of a GenBank genome assembly.